This is a messenger RNA of Megalops cyprinoides (Indo-Pacific tarpon), 1120 nucleotides long. RefSeq names its product muscle-specific beta 1 integrin binding protein 2 (gene mibp2). Bases 224 to 844 code for a protein of 206 amino acids. Gene Ontology annotation, cellular component: cytoplasm. The record is from RefSeq and is a predicted model, not a curated record. NCBI's taxonomy places the organism in Eukaryota, Metazoa, Chordata, Actinopteri, Elopiformes, Megalopidae. The transcript has 8 exons.
GUGCGACCGAGUGUGCGAGUCUCUUUCGGUGGAAGACAGGCAGCAUCGUGAUAUCGUCCACCUUUCACCACAGUCUGCGCCAUGGAAGAAUCAAGUAGUUGACAUUUCUUGCAACCUUCUCUUUUUAAGCUUUCUUCCGUACGAUCAUUGCGCUCUCGAAGUGAGCCGGCCGAUCCGGGUUUGUCUACGUUCUCAAGAGCUUCUUCGCAGUCCUUGUGUAAAGAUGAAGUACAUUAUCGGAAUUGGCGGGGUGACAAACGGGGGUAAAACUACCCUUACCAACAAACUGAUCAGGAAUUUGCCGAACUGCUGUGUCGUUCAUCAAGAUGACUUCUUCAAGCCCCAAGAUCAGAUUGAAGUUGGUGAAGAUGGCUUUAAGCAGUACGAUGUGAUUACUGCUUUGGACAUGGACGCUAUGAUGAGUACCAUCUAUGCUUGGAUUGAGAAUCCAGUUAAGUUUGAGAGAUCCCAUGGCAUCAACAACACCCUGGAUACGGAGCUGGCCCAGGAGCCUGAGCAGAAGGAUGAGGGCAUUCAUAUCCUUAUUGUGGAGGGCUUCCUGCUUUACACCUACAGGCCUUUGAUCGACAUACUGGACCAACGCUACUUUAUUUCCAUCCCAUACGAAGAAUGCAAAAAGAGGAGGUGCUCAAGGAACUAUGCCGUGCCAGACCCGCCUGGCCUGUUUGAUGGCCACGUGUGGCCGAUGUACAUGAAACACAAGAAGAUCAUGGAGGAGAGCGGGGUUGAUGUUGUGCAGCUAGAUGGAACCAAGUCAAAGGAGCAACUGUAUAAUGCUGUCUAUGGAGAGGUUCAGAACAUCAUCCAGAAGCAGCUUCAGUAAACAAAGAUCAGAUGAUCUGCUGAGGAGGACCAUGCAUUUUAUACACAGGAGGAAAAGCAACUUUACUUUUACUAUGUGCUGAUGUGGCAGCUCAAUUUGUCAGACAUAGUCAGCUAAGAGUUUAAAUGUAACUUAUUUAUCCAAUGGCAUUAUUAUGCUAGCUUAAUUUUAUACCCUCAUUAUUUAUUGCUUUGACACCAACUGACACUAGAUUGAGCAGAAUGGAAAAUUAAGAGGAUGGUUUCAGCUAGAUGCCUUAUCAAUAAAAAUGAACCU